Fraxinus pennsylvanica is the source of this 369-nucleotide messenger RNA. The record is from the annotation of a GenBank genome assembly. NCBI's taxonomy places the organism in Eukaryota, Viridiplantae, Streptophyta, Magnoliopsida, Lamiales, Oleaceae.
AUGCCUGUUCGUCGCAACAUAAGUCGACGAGGCAGCCGCAAGAAGAUGCCAGUUUGUGGUGCAAGAGUUGAGCACCCACCACCAGUUCUUCAACUGAACAAUGAAGAAGAACAUGAGCCACAAAAAUCAGAAACCCAUGUUGAUUAUUGCCAGCUGAAGAUCACACAGGAAUUUGGAGAUUCCCCUAGCCCUUCAAUCCCACAGACACUUAACUGGGGACCUGGUGGUGCUCGAAGUCGUACUCGACAUGGUCUUGCUAAUGGUAGAAAAGCAGCCCGUAGAAUAUCCAGAGUAGCUGAUUAUCUAGACAUUUCAGGGAAGAAUGAGGAGGUUGGUCACGUCUUGAGGCAUAGUUCAUAUUAUGAUUGA